This is a messenger RNA of Eucalyptus grandis, 2175 nucleotides long. RefSeq lists its product as uncharacterized. The transcript is spliced from 11 exons. The record is from RefSeq and is a predicted model, not a curated record. Lineage: Eukaryota; Viridiplantae; Streptophyta; Magnoliopsida; Myrtales; Myrtaceae. Bases 127 to 1866 code for a protein of 579 amino acids.
CUCGUUGAGAAUGUCACCGAAUACCUGCGAUCUUCCUCUCCAAUGUCCGAUCACGCUCGUUCGCUCCAUACCCACUUCAGAUAACCCCUAAAAAUCGUUCCUUUCUUGUCUUCUUCUUCGCGAAAAAUGACCUUUUCAGCUGCAUCUGCAUCGGUCGCUCCUCCCGACCACUUCCCGCCGUCCCCCGGCGCUCGCUCCCUCUCGCUCCGCCGCCGCCGCCGCCGCUUCCCCAUCGUCGUCGGACUCGGCAAUCUCCGUCGGAGGCCGCUCCGUCUCUCGGCGUCGCUCGCCGAGAGGAGCCUCGACCCCUCGUGGGCCGACGAGGAUUGCGCGACCUCCGAUUCCGAUUUCAAUGGCUGGGCCGUGGUCGAAUCUCGGCCCCACAGGGCAAGAAAGGGAUUGCCAACGUAUGUUGUCGGGGCAGUUGGGACUUCACUCGCUGUUUUACUCGCUGUAAUCGCUCAUUACUCGCUGUCUAGAAAUGGGUAUAGUUUUCGUUUCGUCGAUCGGUUGCGAUCUUGGAGAAGUCUGUUGAAUCAGGCUGAAACUGAAGCUGUUGUGAGUGAGGAUUUGGACUCUGCUGUACCGGAUGGAAAGAGCAUUGUCUCCCAGGAUAGCCCGGAGGGUUUGUCUGAUUUAGUCAGCAACAAUGUGGUUUCAGACGGCUUAACAUCAAGGGAUAAGCAGCAGCGAGUUAUAGUUCCAGUUGCUGUAGAUUCUACUCAGCAGGAAGCUGUGAUGGUUCUGGAAAGACUGAAGAUCAUGGAGGAAGACAUCAGGGCCAAUGAAUUAUGCACUAGAAGGGAAUACGCUAGAUGGCUAGUUCAAUUAAGUUCUUCAUUGGAAAGGAACCCAAAACGUAGAAUUGUUCCAUCCUUGUCACUUUCCGGGUCUAAAGUUGCUGCCUUUGACGACGUGAGUGUUGAAGACCCGGACUUUGGCGCCAUCCAAGCGCUAGCGGAGGCUGGUAUCAUUUCUAGCAAGCUCGUGGGGGAAAACUCCAGUUCUUUCUUUGCAGAUAGGCACAGCAUGUUAUUCUAUCCUGAGAGGUUCAUCUCACGACAAGAUCUGAUAAACUGGAGAGUGCAAUUAGAAUACGAUUUUGUUCCGGGACUAGAAGAAGAGAUAUCAAAGAAAAAAGUUGGCUUCAUGGAUAUGAGGGAGAUCAGUCCAAAUAUACCGGCAGAGUUUUUCAUGGACUUGUUGGCUGGUGACAGGAGCAUAAUGAGAAAAGUUUUUGGACAGAGCAAGCGAUUUCAACCUAAUAAACCUUCCACAAAAGCACAAGCUGCUGUUGCACUAUCCAGUGGCCGGAUGAUGUCAGCAAUUCAGAUGGAACUAGCAAGACUGGAGGCAGAGAAUUUUUCGAGGGAGGUUGUAAUGGAAGAAAUUAGGUUAGAGUUAAUUGAAAAGGGUGACAUACAGAGGUUUUGGGAUGAGAGGCUGAAAGAAGAAGAAACCUGUGGUGUGGAAGUUGAAAAGGUUUAUCUUGUGGCAAUUGAUGAUUUAGAGCAAGAGAAGAUAAUUCAGGAGAAGAGCUUCCAAGAGCAUACGAAGGAGAAAGCGGCUUUGAAUUGUCAGAAGCAACUGAUUUGCAACCUUAGAGAAGAAGUUGAUGAGAUGUCAGACAGGCUUGCGUCAGAGAGAGCUAUCUAUGUUCGUGAACAAUUUGAGGUGCAGGAUACUAUCAGUGAUUUAGAGACCAAGCAUGAAAGGAUGCUGGAUACGAAAUCUAUUCUGGGAGCUGAGAUAGAAGCUUUGCGGAUUCUUAGGUCUUGGGUAGAAGAUGAAGCAAGGAAAAGCCAAGCCCGUGCUAAGGUGCUAGAGGAGCUUGGGAGAAGGUGGAGAUGGGAUGGUCAAUCAUGAUAAAGUAGUGUACAGUGGGUGGCUACUUGAAAUGCUUCUAGCUUUACAGCUACAAUUCCAAACUUCCGAUUGACCUUUCAUGUAUUACACAUUCGGUCUAGCGCUAGAUGCGACUAUAGGAUAUAAUUUUUCUUUGUCUGGCAGGACAAAGAAGGUUGAUUUUGUUCUCUCUCUCUCUCUCUCUCACUCUCCCCACAAAUCCCCACCCGACACUGUAUGUCCCUCUCCGUGUGCCUAUUGUCUGAAAAGAAAUCCUUUGAACAGUAUCAUCGACGCCAAGAUUCAAGAUUCUUUUGUCAUUUUUCUUUU